This is a messenger RNA of Hemibagrus wyckioides, 4279 nucleotides long. RefSeq names its product cadherin-like protein 26. Gene Ontology annotation, molecular function: calcium ion binding; cadherin binding. NCBI's taxonomy places the organism in Eukaryota, Metazoa, Chordata, Actinopteri, Siluriformes, Bagridae. The coding region runs from base 161 to 2575 and encodes 804 amino acids. The transcript has 17 exons. Gene Ontology annotation, biological process: cell-cell junction assembly; homophilic cell-cell adhesion; adherens junction organization. Gene Ontology annotation, cellular component: plasma membrane; catenin complex; adherens junction. The record is from RefSeq and is a predicted model, not a curated record.
GAGAAUUUCAUCUGAAUUCUCCUCCCACUACCACUAUAAAAUUGUAGAAACUGAUAAGGCAGGCAGGUGCGCACACUCACACGAACACACACACAUAUAUUCAUCCACAUACUACUUUUUAGCUACACCCAAAUUAGAGAAGAAAGACAAUGAAGACAGCAUGAGGACGAUAAUAACUAUGAUGAUUAUUCUCUCCAUGACAUGUGUAGUCGAGGUAUCCGGACAGAGCAAAAUCAGGCGGAAGAGAACAUGGAUCAUUGACUCAUUCUCUAUAGAGGAAGAAAACCCAGGCCCUUACCCAUAUGUACUUGGCACGAUAAAUGUGGAGCGCGAAUAUUUGGUAUUUUUCUUUAUCACAGGAAGAGGUAUUGAUAAGGACCCUGAAAAUGUGCUGAGUAUCAACUCUAGAACUGGUGAAGUGCUCGUGCAUAAGAAGGUCGACUAUGAGGCGUAUAAAAAUCUCUCGUUCACCUUUGAAGCAAGGAAUAAUCUUUUUGCUGUGGACACAAAACUUGGAGUUGAGAUUAAGAUUUUGGAUAUCAAUGAUAACGCUCCUGUUUUUAAUUCUUCUCUCUAUGAAACAACACUUGAUGAAUCUGCGCCUCAAGGUAUACUGGUCACCACAGUCGCUGCUUCAGAUCUUGAUGACCCAAACACACCCAAUGGCACCUUCAAAUUCACAAUUGCCUCCGUGACACCAAAAACAGAUAAUGUUGAAUUCUACAUCCAACAGAACAACAACACAGGAAGUAUUUAUUUCAAAGGCUGCUUGGACUACGAGAAAGCACCGAAAUAUACCCUCCUGAUCAAAGCUACAGAUAAUGGAAACAAAGUGCAGCAGUCCAGCACAAGCACAGUGGUCCUGAACAUCAUCGACAAAAACAAUAACCUCCCUCGAAUCACCAAUCACACAGGUCCUGCAAGGAUAAAAGAACGAGAGACUGGAGUAGAAGUUCUGCGCUUGCAAGUCAGUGACAAAGACAGUAUAGGGUCACCAGCCUGGAAAGCUAAAUUCAUUCUUCAUGGAGAUCCGGAGAACUAUUUUAAAAUCCAGACAGACCCCAAAACUAAUGAAGGAAUCCUGACCGUUGUGAAGAUAGUGGAUUACGAGGACAAAAUGUCAAGGAAUCUGUCAAUCAAUGUGGAAAAUGAGGUGCCCAACUUCUCCUGUAGGGUGAAAACCCGUACAUCAAGGGGCUUAUGGGAUGUAGAGACUGAUCCCAAAGAGUUCAAUGUGCCUUAUAAUGUCACCAUCAAUAUUGAGGAUGUCAAUGACCCGCCAGAAUUUGUAACACCUAUUAAAGAAAUAUGGAUUGCGGAGAAUACAAAAAUAGGUACCCUCUUGGAAACUUUCUCAGUCAUAGACCCGGAUAAGAAAUUUGAAAGUAAAUUUCAGUUCAAUAAAACAGAAGAUAAAAAUAACUGGGUAACUGUUAAUCAAGAAACUGGUCAGGUUUUUGUGAACAAAGUUAUGGACCGAGAACGUCUGAAUGACGGUGCUUAUCGUGUUAUUGUGCAUGCUGUAAGUAAAGAUCGUACACAGACUGGUACAGGGACGCUGCUCAUACACUUAAAAGAUGUGAAUGAUAAUGUACCAUUGUUGGUGAACAAUACAGUGGAAAUGUGUGAAUCACACAAAAAUACUAACAUCGCCGCUAAUGAUGCAGACCAAAUGCCAAACAGUGGACCGUUUCAAUGGGUACUGGAAGAUGACCAAACGGAAGGAAAAUGGAAGAUUGUUCCAAUCUCUGGGAUAACCGCGAGGCUGGACAAACAGGACACAGUCCAUGAAGGCAUUUAUGAGAUCAGGAUCAAAAUUUCAGACAACCAAGGACAUGGUUCAGUCCAAACCCUGUCUGUUAAAGUGCGUGACUGCACCAAAGAACAUAUGGGCUAUUUCACUGUCCAGCUAAGCUUUAGUGCUAUUUGGAUAGUUAUCUUUGCUUUACUGCUUCUGCCAGGGGCUCUCCUGAUGACUCUUCAAUUCUGCAAAAAGCAAAAGAAUGCUAUGAUCCUACAUGAUGAUUUUCCUGGGCAUCUCAUUAAAUCAAACAUUGAAAUGCCUGGCACAGACUGUGAGAUCCCACUUCAUAUAUCCCAACUCCUCAUGAGCCAGAGCAAGGUGAAGAUGUCCAAUGGCUCCUCCAAACAGCUUUCAAUGCUUCACAACGGCUUACAUGGGAGUUCUGCAACAUCAGUUGAAAAUCAAAUGUUUGGAAACUUCCACUUGAGGCCUUCUAUAGGACAUCCAUAUCAAAAGGUCACAAACGAUGACAUGACGGUGUCAAUGAGCAAAAACUGUACUAAUCACAUCAAGGACUUUCCUAUUAACACAAUCCUGUCAAAUCAGCUUAAUCAGAGACUCCUCCUGCUCCAGACUUCAGAACAGGAGCACAGCGAUUACAAGCCACACAGCUAUGCGUAUGAAGAAGAACCAGAUAAAAUUCCUGUUGAACAUCUUGAUACCCUCUCCAUUCCUGAGACUAAUUUUAAUCUGGACAUCCUCACAAAUCUAAAUGUACGCUUUACCAGCCUGGCAGCUGUGUGUAGGCCUGAUUUAAUGUCACCUACCUGAGGUGAAAUUUAAUCCAAUCUGUAUCUAUAUGGUAAUUUUCUGGAGUCAAAUUUACUCGAGACAGAUUCGUGGAACAAAACAUUGUGAACUUUUAAUCUGACUGGGUUCAAGGUGCAUUAAGACCAAACAUAAAUCAAAUUUCCUGGAUAAAAUGUCAGUUCAAUUGAGAGGAAAAAAAACAGCAGAAACACACAAUGAAAAUCAACAGCUAACAUGUCAUCUUGGUCAACCCUGAAUUUUUUGCACCAAUAAAAACAAGAAGAAGAAGAAGAAGAAGAGGAGGAGGAAUAGUAAAGAAAGGACAUGUUGUGGUGUCUUCUUUCUUGGCUUAUUAAAAAGCAGAAAAAACAGAACUUUUGCCAAUUUUUAAUGCAGCUUGCCACUGACAUCUGAAAAACAAUUCAUUUCAAUCAAAAAAUGUGUCCAUCCUUAUUUCAAGUUCCAAUGGAGACUAUUUUUCUUCAAGCAUAAGCUAUUUUUGGUUAAGUCAUUUCUGUUCAGCGUUAUUUGUCAGCAUUACCUUUACAACAGCUCUAUUAGUAAGCUACUCGAAAAGAUUUUUUUCACAUGUACACACACACACACACACGUGUACAAACAUUUUAAGUGGUAAAUAAACUUCAGCAUCCAUUUAAAUCAGUUUGAAAUAACAUGCCUCUAUUAAAAUAUUCAAUUUAAUGUAAAUUACAGUCAACAGUCAUCACUGCCGUUACUCCAGAAGCAUAAUCUCUUAGAUUUCUUCUCUCCAAAUGUCCAAGUUGUAGACACAGACAAUAAAAGCCUUUUUCAAUGUUGUAUUAAACACAUUAAGUGAGGAUUUAUUAUUGGUCGUACUAAAUGGUAUUGGGUUAACCAAGAUUUAUGUAUGUUGGGUGAAAUUUGUCACAAACAGGGCUAUAUCUCAGUUAUUCACAAGUCAGUUUGUGCCCCACCCCCAUUUUUUGCAUGAUAUUAGCUCAAAACACUGGCCCUAUUACUGACACUAGUAUCGCAAUCCAUAGAUGUAUGGCAGCCAGUUGGAUUCUUCUGUUUGCAUGUUUGCACAGUAAAAUAACACAUCAAUAGUUUUCUGAAAACUCAAUAGAGCUUUAAAGAAAGCCCAUCAAGGCUUUAGAACUUUAUUCAAAUAUACUGUGUGUGCACGUCUUUUUUUUAUUUGUAAGAGAUAAAUUUAAUAUGAAAGUUAAUGUGCAUCUAAAAAUAAGUAAAUAAAUAAAUAAGUGAGAGUUAUGUUUUAAAAAAUGUUACUUGCUCACUGAAUCAGCAUUUUAAAUACUCAAUGCAACAAAAGUGAUUUUGAAGGUUAUGUGUAUUUCUUUGAGUCUACAUUUUGUUAGACACAAACAAGAUUUUACACAACUGCAUCACUGGCCAUUUACAGCAGAAGGUUCAAUCAAGGAAAAAGUUUAAAUGCACAUAAGCGCAUGUUUAUGUAGGUACUGAUUUAUGAGAUCUCUAAAAGAAACAGAAUAUUUAAUUAAAAUUAGCCUUAACAAGUUAAAUCAUUAUCAGUGUAGAUCCAGUUUUAUGAGUUAUGUAAGGUGCAUAUACAAUGCAGUAUACAAUGCAGCAAUGUGUAAAAAUUAAAGGGGUUCAUUCUAGUGAUUUAAACUGUACAAUGGGUGUACCCCAAGGAUCUUACGAUAUUAGGCCCUUUAUUAUGUCUGUACAUUAAUGACCUUCUACAGUACACAUGCGAGAACA